UUUCACUUCAUUUGUAGCAAAGCUGCAGAUAUUCAGGUGUCCUGACUCAGUGUGAGACACAAGAAACAUGCUUAACUCGAAUAAAGAGUGGACCAUCUCUUUUUCUGGCUGUGGUUUUUUGAGCAUAUAUUAUUUGGGAGUGUAUGUCUGCCUGUUGGAGCGGGCACAGGACCUGAUUGAAAGGACAACAAAGAUUUGUGGGGCUUCAUCGGGAGCACUGAUAGGAGCAAUGAUAGCAUGCCAACUAUCACCAGCAAAGUGCUGUAAAAAUCUGAUGGAACUUUCCAAAGAGGCUCGGAAGGGCACACUAGGCUCCAUGCAUCCAUCCUUCAACUUACUGAAGUUAACUAGGAAGCUCCUGGUCCAGGAGCUGCCCAGUAACGCUCACCACAUGGCCAGUGGGAGACUGUGUGUGUCACUAACACGUGUUUCAGACGGACAGAAUGUGCUGGUGUCUGAGUUUGCAAGCAAAAAUGACCUCAUCCAGGCUCUAAUUUGCAGCUGCUUUUUCCCACUUUACUGUGGAGUAGUGCCACCAAGUUAUCAUGGUACUCGCUAUGUGGACGGAGCCCUGAGUAAUAACCUACCUUAUUUCAGUCUGAGGAACACCAUCACUGUCUCGAUAUUUUCUGGAGAAAGCGAUAUCUGUCCUUAUGAUUAUCCAUUUUACUUCCAUGAAGUACGACAUAGCAAUGUUAGCAUCCAGGUCAACUUUGCUAAUGUACAACGCGUCAUCCAGGCCUUCUUCCCUCCAGAAGCUGAGGUUAUGGCAGAGUUCUGUGAAAAUGGAUACAAAGAUGCUCUAACUUUUCUGAAAGAAAACGAUUUGCUAGAAAUAGACUCACCCAGGACUGAUCUAAUAACAACUCACAAGCAAGACAAAUCAUUCAGUCACUACAAUGUACACAACCAGUCAGUGGUGGACACAGACCAAGAUAGGCACACACAGUAUGGAUCAAAGAGGAGACAGAACUGUCAGCUGGAUAAUCAUGAGGCUGGCCUGCUUCCUGAGCCCAUAAAAAAAGUUAUCUCUGAGGCCAGAACAAAGAAACGAAGAUGGAUGGCUGAACUUUUUGUAGUGAAGUUGGUCACAUCCAUACUGAUGCUGUGUCUUCUGCCUGUUGAAACAGUCUACUUCACACUUCUGAAAUUUGCUUACUGGACGCCGGAGAUAGCGUCUGAUCUGCGGUGGCUAUGGGACCUGACCAUGCAGAUGACUGGACUGGUGUGGCGACAACUAUGCUCUAAAGAAGCAGUCUGCAGGCCUAGGUGCUUGGUUUUAUACACCUGUGGCCAUGGAAGUGAUUAGAACACCUGAAAUCAAUGAUUUGGAUGGGUGAGUGAAUACUUUUGGCAAUAUAGUGUACAUAUGGAAUCAGGCGCAUAAUAGAAUUUCGCCCCCGCCCCCAAAAAAAAAUCCAUGUCCCUUCAGGUUCUCCAUAGAUGACAACUGUGAAUAGCUUGACGUUUUAACAUGGCUGAUUUCAAUCAACAUUACUUUUUGUUGAAUUUCUCUUUCAGAGAAACACAUCUGAAGGUCACAACUGUACAUCCAUUAUAAUGAUUUAAGAAGAUCUUUUAUAAUAAAGUUUCAGCCUGAAUCACUUGUCAGAUAUGCUUCUGAAAUGCAAAUGUAUGAAAAAAAUUAACAAAAAAGCUAAUGAGCACUACGUUAACGCUUACAUGCAACAGAGAACUGAUUAACUGUGCUAAAGAUGGACAUAUCCUUCUUAAUAAGUUAAAUGAAAUGCAGUUUUAAUAAAGAGGAAAAACAAAGAAAAAAACAUUAAUAAUUUUCACAAGAGUAACAAAAUAGCACCAAUAGUGUUUCACAUAAACAGUAAAAGCACAGUACGUUGAGCAUUUGCAAUCUUAAAAUUCACACUGCAUCAGGUGUCUUAAUAUUGUUGGUUUACAGUACUUUGAGAAGGCUGAGUGGUUCUCUGACACUUGAUCAAUUCUUUGCCUCAAUACCAGCGAUACCAGUAAUUAAAGUCCUCUUCUAAAAAUGUACCCUUAUAUUAGUAUUGGUGGCACCAUUGUUUUGAUCAUUUCAUCUGUGCUACUUGCUCAAUCACACUUUAUCCCUGUAGGUGAAAAAGAGUGCUGUUAUUCAUAAUCCUGUGUUCCCAUAUCACAUAUACGCAGAGCAGAAUGUGUGCAAACAUUU
Pygocentrus nattereri (red-bellied piranha) is the source of this 2170-nucleotide messenger RNA. Its product is annotated as patatin-like phospholipase domain-containing protein 2. Gene Ontology annotation, molecular function: triacylglycerol lipase activity. Gene Ontology annotation, cellular component: membrane; cytoplasm; lipid droplet. The transcript is spliced from 9 exons. Lineage: Eukaryota; Metazoa; Chordata; Actinopteri; Characiformes; Serrasalmidae. The record is from RefSeq and is a predicted model, not a curated record. The coding region runs from base 68 to 1309 and encodes 413 amino acids. Gene Ontology annotation, biological process: lipid homeostasis; triglyceride catabolic process.